Molecule: messenger RNA, 648 nt
Organism: Nakaseomyces glabratus
Lineage: Eukaryota; Fungi; Ascomycota; Saccharomycetes; Saccharomycetales; Saccharomycetaceae
Gene: SEC22
Product: SNAP receptor SEC22
Biological process (GO): endoplasmic reticulum to Golgi vesicle-mediated transport; vesicle fusion with Golgi apparatus; retrograde vesicle-mediated transport, Golgi to endoplasmic reticulum
Cellular component (GO): endoplasmic reticulum-Golgi intermediate compartment; Golgi membrane; ER to Golgi transport vesicle membrane
Molecular function (GO): SNAP receptor activity
Source: RefSeq, a predicted model, not a curated record
AUGAUUAAGUCUACUGUGGUAUACAGGGAUGACGGGUUACCGCUGUGCAGUUCUGUUGACGACGAUAUCAGCGACCUUUCGCUGAAUGAGCAGAAGAAGCGGAUCAAAAUGGUCGUGUCACGUAUGACACCCCAGAGUGCCAAUGAGGCUACACUAGAGUCCAAGGACUCGGAGAUACACUACAUUAGACAGCAAGGUGUGAUAUACUUUGUCAUUUGCGAGGCAGGCUACCCUCGGAACUUGGCGUUUUCUUACUUAAACGAUGUCGCUGUGGAAUUCCAGCACUCAUACUCCAAUGAGUUGAGCAAACCCACUAUCAGACCAUAUGCAUUUGCUAGCUUUGACACUUUCUUACAGAGAACUAAGAAGGCCUACAGUGACAAGAAAGUGCAGGACAACUUAGAUCAAUUGAACCAAGAGUUAGUGGGCGUCAAGCAGAUCAUGUCCAAGAACAUAGAAGACCUGUUGUACAGAGGUGACUCCCUGGAGAAAAUGGAUGACAUGAGUAACUCUUUGAAGAUAUCAAGUAAAAAAUACAGGAAGUCCGCACAGAAGAUCAACUUCGAUCUGUUGAUCUCUCAGUAUGCACCAAUCGUCAUGGUUGCAUUCUUCUUCGUAUUCCUAUUCUGGUGGGUUUUCUUAAGAUAG